AUGCCUGUUUCUCAAGAUUUGGAGGAAAAAGUGAAAAGUAUGUUUGGUUUCAUACCAAACAGUUUAGCAGAAAUGUGCAAAGAUCCUUUCACCAUACAAGUUUACCUUCAAGGAAUUAAUUUAAAGAAGGAGCAUGCCACUCUCACAUUUAUCCAACGUCACAUUGUUGAAUAUAUUGCUUCAUCAAUGAAUGGUGAUGAAUACUGUACACAAAUGCACGCCAAAUUCCUGAAAACUAAAGCAGGAUUUACCAAUGAAGAAUUAUUGGAAAUGAAAUAUGGAGGAUUACCUUCAGCUAGUUCUCAUCCCGAUGUUAUUCCCAUCAUCAAACUUGUCCGUACCAUCAUCAAUAAGAAAGGGAAAUUAUCACAGGAAGAUAUUAGUACAUUUGAAAAUAUGAAAAUUACAAGGGAUCAAAUGUAUGAAAUUAUAACAUCAAUUCAUCUAAAAUCCAUACAAAAUUAUGUAAAUAAUUUGUCGAAUCCAAUCUUGGAUGAACGUUUCUGUGAUAAUGUUUCUCAAACAACAACAACACGAAAAUAA
Messenger RNA from Naegleria gruberi, 543 nucleotides. RefSeq lists its product as uncharacterized. The record is from RefSeq and is a predicted model, not a curated record. The transcript has a single exon. Lineage: Eukaryota; Heterolobosea; Eutetramitea; Acrasida; Naegleriidae. Gene Ontology annotation, molecular function: peroxiredoxin activity. Bases 1 to 543 code for a protein of 180 amino acids.